Messenger RNA from Salmo salar (Atlantic salmon), 4146 nucleotides. Its product is annotated as cadherin-4. Gene Ontology annotation, biological process: calcium-dependent cell-cell adhesion; adherens junction organization; cell-cell adhesion mediated by cadherin. The record is from RefSeq and is a predicted model, not a curated record. Gene Ontology annotation, cellular component: adherens junction; plasma membrane; catenin complex. NCBI's taxonomy places the organism in Eukaryota, Metazoa, Chordata, Actinopteri, Salmoniformes, Salmonidae. Gene Ontology annotation, molecular function: cadherin binding; calcium ion binding; beta-catenin binding.
GGGCGAAAGGAGGGGUUGGAGUGACGCUGGCUUCGAUGCCUUUGCUCUUUGGUGCUGAGCUGAGCAACGCUCUUCACCUGCAGAUGAGAGAGCGAGGGAAGUAGGGACGGGCUUUCUACUUCUGAAGAGCUUACCACUGGAAGUGCGGAGCACAGGGGGAACAAACCAGCUAUCACACCGCGGGGAAAUUAUACAAUUACCAGAGAAGAAAUACGAGCCUUUUAGCCUUUUCCAGCUCAAGCAGCCUCCGCUUGCUUGCAACGAUGAAAACUGUCUCCAUUCUCAUGCUGACAGCAGCCUUACAACUGGCCACGUUUUGGGGGACUAAUGGAAAGCUCGCGUCCAAAGCCCCCUGCAGACCUGGCUUCUCACAAAGUUUUUACUCCGUGCUUAUUUCAAGGGAUGUACUGCAAGGCCGGAGCAUACUUCAAGAUUCCACCGUGUCAUCUCCGAAAGUGAGUUUUGAUGACUGUAUGGCGAAUGAGGGGGUGGUCUUUCAGAGCAGUGACCCCAGGUUCAGCAUUGGUGCUGACGGGUCCAUCUACACCCAGAGAGAGGUGACCAGCCUGACCGCACCGGUCCAGUUCACGGUCACUGCCAGCGGUCCACACGUGUGGGAGACCACGGUCAAACUGGCCCUGAUGGGGCAACCCACUCCCUCACCGCCAGGCAAUCAGGUCACAGAGGAAGAGGGAAAAGGAGGGGAGAGGAAGGAGGAAGAGGAGGUCAAAGCACCACCAGAGUUCCAGGCUCCACCCACUGUCAUCAUGUUUCCCAGGCAACAGGAGAUAAGCUCCAAGGGGCUGCGGAGACAGAAGAGGGACUGGGUGAUUCCACCAGUCAACGUGCCUGAAAACUCCAGGGGGCCCUUCCCACAAAUGCUUGUCAGUAUCCGUUCGGACCAGGACCGGAACAUCUCCAUCCGAUACAGCAUCACAGGGGUGGGAGCCGACCAGCCACCCAAUGAGGUGUUCAGUAUCGACCCUGUCGCCGGCAAGAUGUUCGUCACCAAGCCGCUGGACAGAGAGAGGAGAUCAUCAUACCAUCUUCGUGCCCAUGCAGUGAACAUGAAUGGUGAGCGGGUGGAGAGCCCCAUAGACCUGUACAUCUAUGUCAUAGACAUGAACGACAACCGGCCUGAGUUCAAGAACCAGGUCUACAACGGCUCUGUCGACGAGGGCUCCAAGCCAGGUACGUUUGUGACGCACCUGGCAGCCUUCGAUCAUGAUGACAACACCACGGCCAAUGGGAUGGUGCGCUACCGAAUCCUUUCCCAGACGCCACACAGCCCCAUCCCCAACAUGUUCACCAUCAACAGCGAGACCGGAGACAUUGUCACCGUGGCAGCAGGCCUCGACCGCGAGAAAGUGUCCCAGUACAGCAUCAUCGUCCAGGCCACGGACAUGGAGGGCAACCUAAACUUUGGCCUGUCCAACACGGCCACCGCCAUCAUCUCUGUCACAGAUAUCAAUGACAAUCCACCCGAGCUCACCUCCAGAACUUUUUCGGGGGAGGUUCCAGAGAACCGGAUCAAUGUUGCGGUUGCCAACCUGACCGUGAUUGACCGCGACCAGCCACGCUCGCCCAACUGGAACGCUGUAUACAGGAUCAUCAGUGGUGACCCCAUAGGUCACUUCACCAUCAUCACCGACCCACACACCAAUGACGGCAUGGUUACCGUGGUGAAGCCGGUGGACUUUGAGCAGAACAGGGCCUUCAUGCUGACGGUGGUGGUCAAUAACCAGGCCCCGCUGGCCAGUGGGAUCCAGUCGUCCCUCCAGUCCACAUCCGGGGUCACCAUCUCUGUGGUAGACAUCAACGAACCGCCCUUCUUCCCCACCAACCCCAAAUCCAUCCGCUUUGAGGAGGGUGUUCCUGCUGGCACCUCUCUCACCACCUUCUCAGCCAGCGACCCUGACCGCUUCAUGCAGCAAAGCAUCAGGUAUUCUAAGCUGGCCGACCCAGCUGAGUGGCUGUCCAUCAACACCACCAACGGUCAGAUCGUCACCACGGCAACCCUGGACAGAGAGUCCAUCUACGUCAAAAACAACAUUUACGAAGCCACCUUCCUCGCAGUUGAUAACGGCUCUCCCAUGGCCAGCGGUACAGGAACCCUCCAGAUCUAUCUGAUAGAUGUGAAUGACAACGCUCCAUCUCUGCUGCCCCGCGAGUCUCAGAUCUGUGAGCGCAUCAACCGCAACGCCGGCAUCAACAUCACGGCUGCAGACUCAGACACGGACCCCAACGUAGGACCCUUUGUAUUCGAGCUGCCCACCUUCCCCGCCAGCAUACGACGCAACUGGACUGUGUCACGUCUCAACGGUGACUAUGCCCGGUUGAGUUUGCGGAUCCAGUAUCUGAAGCCUGGGGUGUAUGAGGUGCCUGUGAUUGUGAGCGACUCGGGGAACCCUCCUCUCUCCAACAGGUCCGUUAUAAAGGUCAAGGUGUGUCCGUGUGAUGAGAACGGAGACUGCACCCUGGUCGGGGCUGUGGCUGCCGCUGGACUGGGGACUGGAGCCAUCAUAGCCAUACUCAUCUGUAUCAUCAUACUGCUCAGUAUGGUGCUAGUGUUUGUGGUGUGGAUGAAGCGUAGAGAGAAGGAGAGGCAGACCAAACAGCUGCUGAUCGACCCAGAGGACGAUGUCAGAGAUAACAUUCUGAAAUACGACGAGGAAGGAGGGGGAGAGGAGGACCAGGACUAUGACCUAAGCCAGCUGCAGCAGCCUGACUCUCUGGAGCACAUCAUCAGUAAGCCCCUGGGGGUACGGAGGGUGGACGAGCGCCCCAUCAUCCCUGAGUCCCAGUAUCCCAUCCGGCCUGCGGUCCCCCACCCUGGAGAUAUCGGGGACUUCAUCAACGAGGGUUUGCGGGCGGCAGACAACGACCCCACGGCCCCUCCAUAUGACUCCCUCCUGGUGUUUGACUACGAGGGCAGUGGCUCCACGGCUGGCUCCGUCAGCUCCCUCAACUCCUCCAGCACAGGGGACCAGGACUACGACUACCUCAACGACUGGGGCCCCCGCUUUAAGAAGCUGGCCGAUAUGUAUGGGGGAGGGGAAGAUGACUAGGGCCACAGGGGGCCUGGUCAAAGAUCAACUUCCCCAAUCCACCCUACUCAGCUGGUCUGCCAUGCUCUCUAUGUCUUUACAACCUUGGUGGGGUCCUCAGAUCUCCAACUUUAAUACACACCUCACACACACACACCAACCAACUGAACUGACCUAGCAACAGACCAAUCAAUUAAGCAACCGCCAUAGUGGACUGUGCAACAAGGCAGCUUUGGGUCCUACUGUACUGUACUGUACUGUACUAUACUGAGCCCUCUGCUGCUCCAAGACUGUCUAAGACUGAAACUUAUGCUCUCCAGGUUUUUUGGUAGAUUAUGGGGUUGGUUACUUUUGUUGUGUGUUUUUUAUUUUUUUUAUUAUUUUUUAUUAUCUCUUGCUGUCUUCUCUGUCCUUAAAAGCAAGCUAUUUUCUGGUGUUGGGAGGCCAUUGGCUCCCCAUUUCCGCAUCAGCCCCCAGCCGUCCCUUUGCAGAUAGUCCAAGCUGCAUAUUGUGUGACGGGGAAGAAAAGAAAGAGAAACACAGAAUGUCAAUUCUUUCUUCUGCGUGGAAGGCCCUGGUUUAAUCUCUCUGAACUUUGAAUUCCAUAGAACAGAAGCACUGUUGUUUAAGAAGUGCCUUCAGUGGUGCGUAUUAUGUCUGACUCUCGCUAUCUCAGGAUUGGUUCCCAUUUUCUGGGCUAACGUGGGGCACCGCCCCCUUAUAACCCCUCACAUUAGAAAUCUGACCUUCACGUCCAACUUCCUGUGUGUCAUGUCCAUCACCCUGUCAUGCAACAUGGACAGACACAGGAGAAGUUGCAGAGGGAUUUGCCUUUGGGGGUGAGGGGGUAUCAGGAGAGAGAGUGCUCUGUACAAAGACAUACAUUACCAGUCAAAUUUUUGGACCCACCGACUCAUUCAAGGGUUUUUCUUUAGGUAUUUUCUACAUUGUAGAAUAAUAGUGAAGACAUAACAAAUAUGAGAACACAUAUGGAAUCAUGUAGUAACCAAAAAAGUGCUAAACAAAACAAAAUAUAUUUUAUAUUUGAGAUUCUUCAAAGUAGCCACUCUUUGCCUUGAUGACAGGUUUCGAGCGCCAG